ACCCGCCUCUCGCUCUCCUCCACCUUACAGGGACCCUAAGUGGCGACCAUGGGUAGACUGGGCUACUGGACCUUGCUGGUACUGCCGGCCCUUCUGGUCUGGCGCGGUCCGGCGCAGAACGCGGCGGCGGAGAAGGGUCCUCCAGCGCUGAACAUUGCAGUGCUGCUGGGUCACAGCCACGACGUGACAGAACGUGAACUUCGAAAUCUGUGGGGCCCGGAGCAGGCAACCGGCUUGCCCCUGGAUGUGAACGUGGUGGCGUUAUUGAUGAACCGCACUGACCCUAAGAGCCUCAUCACGCAUGUGUGCGACCUCAUGUCCGGGGCGCGCAUCCACGGCUUGGUGUUUGGAGAUGAUACGGACCAAGAGGCUGUGGCUCAGAUGCUGGAUUUUAUCUCCUCACAGACUCUCAUCCCCAUCUUGGGCAUUCAUGGGGGUGCAUCGAUGAUCAUGGCUGACAAGGAUCCGACAUCCACAUUCUUCCAGUUUGGAGCAUCUAUCCAGCAGCAAGCCACGGUUAUGCUGAAGAUCAUGCAGGAUUAUGACUGGCAUGUCUUCUCCUUGGUCACCACCAUCUUCCCUGGCUACAGAGACUUCAUCAGCUUCAUCAAGACAACAGUGGACAACAGCUUUGUGGGCUGGGAUAUGCAGAAUGUGAUCACACUGGACACCUCCUUCGAGGACGCCAAGACACAGGUCCAGCUGAAGAAGAUCCACUCUUCUGUCAUCCUGCUCUACUGCUCCAAAGACGAGGCUGUCCUCAUCCUGAGCGAGGCUCGCUCCCUCGGCCUCACUGGCUACGAUUUCUUCUGGAUUGUCCCCAGUUUGGUCUCUGGGAACACAGAGCUCAUCCCCAAAGAGUUCCCAUCAGGUCUCAUUUCAGUCUCUUAUGAUGACUGGGACUACAGCCUGGAGGCGAGAGUGAGAGACGGUCUUGGGAUCUUAACCACUGCCGCAUCUUCCAUGCUGGAGAAAUUCUCCUACAUUCCUGAGGCCAAGGCCAGUUGCUACGGCCAGGCAGAGAAGCCAGAGACCCCGCUACACACUCUGCACCAAUUUAUGGUCAAUGUGACUUGGGAUGGCAAGGACUUGUCCUUCACCGAGGAAGGCUAUCAGGUGCACCCGAGGCUUGUGGUGAUUGUUCUGAACAAGGACCGGGAAUGGGAAAAGGUGGGCAAGUGGGAGAACCAGACUCUGAGCCUGAGGCAUGCUGUGUGGCCAAGGUAUAAGUCCUUCUCUGACUGUGAGCCAGACGACAACCACCUCAGCAUUGUCACCUUGGAGGAAGCCCCCUUCGUCAUCGUGGAAGACAUAGACCCACUGACCGAGACCUGCGUGAGGAACACAGUACCCUGUAGGAAGUUUGUCAAGAUCAACAAUUCAACCAAUGAAGGGAUGAACGUGAAGAAGUGCUGUAAGGGGUUCUGCAUCGACAUCCUCAAAAAACUCUCCAGAACUGUGAAGUUCACCUAUGACCUCUACCUGGUGACCAAUGGGAAGCACGGGAAAAAGGUUAACAAUGUGUGGAAUGGAAUGAUAGGUGAAGUGGUCUAUCAACGAGCAGUCAUGGCCGUGGGCUCCCUCACCAUCAAUGAGGAGCGUUCCGAAGUGGUGGACUUCUCGGUGCCCUUUGUGGAGACGGGAAUCAGCGUCAUGGUCUCCAGGAGCAACGGCACUGUCUCCCCUUCUGCUUUCCUUGAACCCUUCAGUGCCUCUGUCUGGGUGAUGAUGUUUGUGAUGCUGCUUAUCGUCUCUGCCAUUGCUGUCUUCGUUUUUGAAUAUUUCAGUCCUGUUGGAUACAACAGGAACUUAGCCAAAGGGAAAGCUCCUCAUGGGCCUUCGUUUACUAUUGGAAAAGCGAUAUGGCUACUCUGGGGCCUGGUCUUCAACAAUUCUGUGCCUGUCCAGAAUCCUAAAGGCACAACCAGCAAGAUCAUGGUGUCAGUGUGGGCCUUCUUUGCUGUCAUCUUCUUGGCAAGUUACACAGCCAACCUGGCUGCCUUCAUGAUCCAGGAGGAGUUUGUAGACCAAGUGACUGGCCUCAGUGACAAGAAGUUCCAGAGACCUCAUGAUUAUUCUCCGCCUUUCCGGUUUGGGACAGUACCCAAUGGAAGUACAGAGAGGAAUAUUCGUAACAACUACCCCUAUAUGCACCAGUACAUGACCAAGUUCAACCAGAGGGGAGUAGAGGAUGCCUUGGUCAGCUUGAAAACUGGAAAGUUGGAUGCUUUCAUCUAUGACGCAGCUGUCUUGAACUACAAGGCCGGGAGAGAUGAAGGCUGUAAACUGGUGACCAUUGGGAGUGGGUACAUCUUUGCCACCACGGGCUAUGGAAUUGCUCUGCAGAAGGGCUCACCCUGGAAGAGGCAGAUUGACCUUGCUCUACUCCAGUUUGUUGGUGAUGGCGAGAUGGAGGAGCUGGAGACGCUGUGGCUAACGGGCAUCUGCCACAACGAGAAGAACGAGGUGAUGAGCAGCCAGCUGGACAUCGAUAACAUGGCGGGCGUGUUCUACAUGCUGGCUGCAGCGAUGGCGCUCAGCCUCAUCACCUUCAUCUGGGAGCACCUCUUCUACUGGAAGCUGCGCUUCUGCUUCACGGGCGUGUGUUCCGAUCGGCCAGGGCUGCUCUUCUCCAUUAGCAGGGGCAUCUACAGUUGCAUCCAUGGGGUGCACAUUGAAGAAAAGAAGAAGUCUCCAGACUUCAAUCUGACUGGGUCACAGAGCAACAUGCUAAAGCUUCUUCGGUCAGCUAAAAACAUCUCCAACAUGUCCAACAUGAACUCCUCAAGAAUGGACUCGCCAAAAAGAGCUACUGACUUCAUCCAAAGAGGAUCUCUUAUUGUGGACAUGGUUUCAGACAAGGGAAAUUUGAUAUACUCAGACAACAGGUCCUUUCAAGGGAAGGACAGUAUAUUUGGAGAUAACAUGAAUGAACUCCAAACAUUUGUGGCCAACAGGCACAAGGAUAAUCUCAGUAACUAUGUGUUUCAAGGACAGCAUCCUCUCACUCUCAAUGAGUCCAACCCUAACACGGUGGAGGUAGCUGUCAGCACUGAAUCCAAAGGGAACUCCCGACCCCGGCAGCUUUGGAAGAAAUCCAUGGAGUCUCUACGCCAGGAUUCUCUAAACCAGAACCCAGUCUCCCAGAGGGAUGAGAAGACUGCAGAGAAUAGAACCCACUCCCUAAAGAGUCCUAGGUAUCUUCCAGAAGAAGUAGCCCACUCUGACAUUUCUGAAACCUCAAGCCGGGCCGCAUGCCACAGGGAGCCAGAUAACAAUAAGAACCACAAGACCAAGGAUAACUUCAAAAGGUCAAUGGCCUCUAAGUACCCCAAGGACUGUAGUGAGGUUGAACGUACCUACAUGAAAACCAAAGCAAGCUCUCCCAGGGAUAAGAUCUACACCAUUGAUGGUGAGAAGGAGCCUAGCUUCCACUUAGAUCCUCCACAGUUCGUUGAAAACAUAGCCCUGCCUGAGAAUGUGGGCUUCCCAGAUACCUACCAAGAUCACAAUGAGAACUUCCGAAAGGGAGACUCCACACUGCCCAUGAACAGGAACCCAAUACACAAUGAAGAUUGGCUUCCCAACAAUGACCAGUAUAAACUCUACGCCAAGCACUUUACCUUGAAAGACAAGGGUUCCCCACACAGUGAGGGCAGUGAUCGAUACCGGCUGAACUCCACGCAUUGCAGAAGCUGCCUUUCAAACCUGCCUACCUACUCAGGCCAUUUCACCAUGAGGUCUCCUUUCAAGUGUGAUGCCUGUCUGCGGAUGGGGAACCUCUAUGACAUUGAUGAAGACCAAAUGCUUCAGGAGACAGGUAACCCAGCUACUCGGGAGGAGGUCUACCAGCAGGACUGGUCACAGAACAACGCCCUCCAGUUCCAGAAGAACAAGCUAAGGAUUAACCGACAGCACUCCUAUGAUAACAUUCUCGACAAACCCAGGGAGAUAGACCUUAGCAGGCCCUCCCGGAGCAUAAGCCUCAAGGACAGGGAGAGGCUAUUGGAGGGCAACUUAUAUGGGAGCCUGUUCAGUGUCCCCUCAAGCAAACUCUUGGGGAACAAAAGCUCCCUUUUCCCCCAAGGUCUGGAGGACAGCAAGAGGAGCAAGUCUCUCUUGCCAGACCACACCUCUGAUAAUCCUUUCCUCCACACAUAUGGGGAUGACCAACGCUUAGUUAUUGGGAGAUGUCCCUCGGACCCUUACAAACACUCAUUGCCAUCACAGGCAGUAAAUGACAGCUAUCUUCGGUCAUCCUUGAGGUCAACAGCAUCAUAUUGCUCCAGGGACAGUCGGGGCCACAGUGAUGUGUAUAUUUCAGAGCAUGUUAUGCCUUAUGCUGCAAAUAAGAAUAACAUGUACUCUACCCCCAGGGUUUUAAAUUCCUGCAGCAAUAGACGUGUGUACAAGAAAAUGCCUAGUAUCGAAUCUGAUGUCUAAGAUCUUCCAUCAAUGUUUAUCUAUAAGGAAACAUAGAAUGGCCAACAUUAUAGAGGGUAAAUGUUGGGUGUCUGAUAGCACCCUACUAGAAGAAAGAGGAUAUAGGGAGGUACUUUUUUGUUGGCUCUUUUGCACAUGGCUCCAUCCCAUAAUCUUCCACUCAAGGAAUCUUAUGAGGAAUGUGCUGAGUACAGCACAUACCAGAUAGGUGAAUCCUUAACCAAAAACAAAUGAAUACAUGUAGGCAAGUCUCCCAGACAUGGCGACUGGGUAUGGCGGCAAUAAUGGUGCAUC
Messenger RNA from Apodemus sylvaticus (European woodmouse), 4737 nucleotides. RefSeq names its product glutamate ionotropic receptor NMDA type subunit 2A (gene Grin2a). Gene Ontology annotation, cellular component: plasma membrane; postsynaptic membrane; postsynaptic density membrane. Gene Ontology annotation, molecular function: transmitter-gated monoatomic ion channel activity involved in regulation of postsynaptic membrane potential; NMDA glutamate receptor activity. The coding region runs from base 49 to 4443 and encodes 1464 amino acids. Lineage: Eukaryota; Metazoa; Chordata; Mammalia; Rodentia; Muridae. Gene Ontology annotation, biological process: long-term synaptic potentiation; synaptic transmission, glutamatergic; excitatory postsynaptic potential. The transcript is spliced from 12 exons. The record is from RefSeq and is a predicted model, not a curated record.